Molecule: messenger RNA, 1925 nt
Organism: Photinus pyralis (common eastern firefly)
Lineage: Eukaryota; Metazoa; Arthropoda; Insecta; Coleoptera; Lampyridae
Product: facilitated trehalose transporter Tret1-like
Exons: 6
Coding region: 291-1835 (514 amino acids)
Biological process (GO): transmembrane transport
Cellular component (GO): membrane
Molecular function (GO): transmembrane transporter activity
Source: RefSeq, a predicted model, not a curated record
UCAAUCAUCUGGAAGUACUCGAGCGAGACUAUUGCACUAAAACCUACCCCAGGGUUAGACUCGCUUUGUGUAAAUAAACUCUUGGUUAAAUUACCGCCAAGGCCAUCGAGUGCGCCAUGGCCAAAACAACGCAAUUCGGUGCAAGGUGGGACCGUUAUCUCCAAAUUCAGUAGAACCAUGUCUAAAUCUCAAGUACCGAAAUCGAUCCACGUGUAUUUAUUUCCUCGAGUUCGAGAUAACGGGGGAAAUACAUAAAAGAAUAAUCUGCGCGCAAUUUUAGUAAAACCGCGAUGCCAGCCACGGAAGAGCAGAAAUUCGCCUUCGUGAGGUCGCUGAGUCAGUAUGACUCGAAGAAGUUUAAAACGUUGAUACCGCAGAUCAUUAGCACGAUGAUCGUGAUGUGUUUGAAUAUCAUGGUUGGGAUAACCUACGGGUACUCUGCGAUCUUUGUCCCGCAGGCGCUCGCGGAGAAGGACAGCCCAGCUGCUAUAGAGCUAUCGCAUGGGGAGAUCGCGUGGAUAGUGAGCUGCGUGGUUGCGAUCGCGCCGAUUGGCGCGAUGAGUGGAGGCUUUAUAAUGGACGCGAUCGGGCGGUUGAAUCUGUUGAAGAUUGUUGCGAUUCCGAGCGUUGUGGGGUGGCUUCUUCUUGCCAUGGCGAAGAAUGUUACGAUGCUGAUCUGUGGGAGACUCAUGACUGGAAUUGCGUUAGUGUGGCUCAUGAAUCCUGGCAACGUCUACCUUACGGAAAUCAGCCGGAAGGACGUCAGGGGAUCCUUUACCAGCGUCUGCUCGUUGGGCGCCUCCAUCGGUAUGCUCGUGGUGUACAUCGAAGGGUGGUACUUGACCUGGCGCAUGAUUGCAUGGAUCAAUAUCGGGUAUACCGUCGUUUUUACCCUUCUGCUUUUCUUGAUUCCCGAAAGUCCCGCCUGGCUAAUGUCGAAGGGGCGCGUAGAGCAGGCGAGGAAGUCGCUUGAGUGGUUCCACAAGGAUCAACCCCCACCAGAAAACAAGAACGUCACCUUUGCCCUACUGUCACUAACUACUCUGCACAAGGAACACUUGGCUAAGAAGCAGGAGCGCGAACAGCUCAGCAAAAACGGAGUGGUUCAGAAGCUGAAAAUGUUCGGCCAACCUUCAGGGUACAAACCCAUGCUGAUCACUUCCGGCCUGUACUUCUUCCAGCAAGCCUCCGGUAUUCACGUGAUCAUUUUUAAUAGCGUCAUCUUUUUUCAGGACAUCGGCACCAGUAUCGACCCCUACCUGGCAACCGUCUACAUCGGGUGCAUGCUUUUGAUUAUGACCAUCAUAAACACAGUGCUCAUGAAAAGGUUUAACAGACGCACCCUGAUGAUGACGAGUGCUACCUUUAUGGCCAUUUUUAUGGGGAUAUCGGGAUUGUACACGAAAUGGAUAAAGGAAGGCACGACGACUCAGAGUUGGAUACCGCUGGUGGCGUUGAUAAUCUACUUCAUCGCCGCCGCGAUCGGUUUCAUGACUAUACCGUUCAUGGUGCAGGCCGAAGUCUUCCCGUUGGCGAUUCGCGGGGUCGCCCACGCGAUCAUAUCGAGCGUGGCCAACCUCCUAGCCUUCGGCGCGAUUCAGUACUACUUCCCCAUGAGACAGUGGAUGGGACCCUCCAACUUGCAGUACUUUUACGGCAUCAUGUCACUAGCCGGACUGGUGUUCGUCUUCGCCUUCAUGCCAGAAACUCACAAUAAGAAGCUGUCGGAGAUCGAAAACUACUUUUGGAAGCACACGACGUAUCUUUCCGUUUCACAAAGUGAAGACCAAGCGAAACAGCCAGACCCACUCGACAUAGUUGAGUCAGUUAAAUGAGUUGAGGGGACUAGUUGCUAGUUUGAGAAUCUCACAAGACGGAAGAACUGAAAAAAAACAUUUUAAACAAUAAAAGAUAAAAGAAAUACA